Messenger RNA from Megalops cyprinoides (Indo-Pacific tarpon), 4651 nucleotides. It is a transcript of the gene slc16a10, whose product is annotated as solute carrier family 16 member 10. Gene Ontology annotation, molecular function: monocarboxylic acid transmembrane transporter activity. The transcript is spliced from 6 exons. Gene Ontology annotation, biological process: transmembrane transport. NCBI's taxonomy places the organism in Eukaryota, Metazoa, Chordata, Actinopteri, Elopiformes, Megalopidae. The coding region runs from base 372 to 1910 and encodes 512 amino acids. The record is from RefSeq and is a predicted model, not a curated record.
UUGGGGUCGACUAUUGCACUGGUGCUAUCUGGAUCCGGUAGACGGAGAUUGUUUGAGAACGUGGCUUCACAGUAUUACUUUUUAGUAUAGGGAAAUGCGCGGCGCAGGGAAAUGCAGAUAGCCCUAUAGACAGCUGUGAAGGACAGUUACCAGCCGGCAGCGCAGUUUAUAGCUAAUAUCCGACAAGAUUCGCAGAAUCUCAGCCCGGCAUUACAGCAGCUUUCUGCAGGAAUUGGUGAAACGUUAGCGAGCUUAGCUACCUGAUCUCAGCUGCAGCGCAAUACUUACCAGCCAAGAAGCCCCUUAAAUCAGUAAGCCAGCUGGUUGACUCCACGGUGUAUUCAACGGUAUUCGUAUCAUAAAGUCAAGAGAUGACAGAAGGCAACAACAUGAUGGACAAUGAAUAUGAUCCAACGAAAGACACCAUCUCCAAAGAGCCUGCGGAGGAGGACGACGAGAAGAGAGCGGAAGAGAAGCGCCUGAACGAGGAGGAGAAGAAGGAGAACGGGGAGAGCAAGUUAACCACCUCCGAGCAGGUCCAUGGGACCGCCGAGACAGAGUUCGAGCCUCCGGAAGGAGGCUGGGGAUGGGUAGUCAUGCUCGCCGCCAUGUGGUGCAACGGAUCGGUGUUCGGGAUCCAGAACGCCUUCGGCAUCCUCUUCGUGUCCCUCCUGCGGGAGUUCGGCUCAGAAGACGACAAGGAGCUUAGGUUCAAAACAGCGUGGGUGGGCUCCCUGUCCAUGGGUAUGAUCUUCUUCUGCUCCCCCAUCGUCAGCAUCUUCACCGACCUGCUGGGCUGCAGGAUGACAGCUGUGGGCGGGGCCGCCGUGGGACUGGUGGGACUGCUGGCUAGCUCCUUCGUCAAGUCCCUGGGCCCCAUGUACUUCACGUACGGCAUCGUGUUCGCCUGCGGCUGCUCCUUCGCCUACCAGCCCAGCCUGGUCAUCCUGGGCCACUACUUCAAGAAGCGGCUGGGGCUGGUGAACGGCAUCGUGACGGCGGGCAGCAGCAUCUUCACCGUCUCCCUGCCCUUCAUGCUCUCGGCGCUGCUGAAGCAGGUGGGCCUGCAGAACACCCUGCGGGUGCUCAGCGUGUUCAUGUUCAUCCUCAUGCUGGCCGGCUUCACCUACAAGCCCCUGCUGCCCCGGCCUGCCGUCAGCAGCAAGAGCGGCAGCCGCUGCCCGCCCAUGAACAAGAUCUUCAACGUCAACAUCUGGAAGUCCCUGGGCUACCGCAUCUGGGCCUUCGGGAUCCCCGCCGCCCUCUAUGGAUACUUCGUCCCUUACGUUCACUUGAUGAAACACGUGGAGGAGAAAUUCGGCGAGGACGCCAACAAAGAAGUUCUGCUCAUGUGCAUCGGCAUCACCUCCGGGGUGGGCCGUCUGAUUUUUGGCAGGGUGGCGGACUACGUGCCCGGCGUCAACAAGGUGUACCUGCAGGUGGUGUCCUUCCUGGUGAUCGGCCUCAUGUCCAUGAUGAUCCCCCUCUGUAACAUCUUCGGCGGCCUCAUCGCUGUCUGCCUGCUCAUGGGGCUGUUCGACGGCUGCUUCAUCUGCAUCAUGGCUCCCAUUGCCUUUGAGCUGGUGGGCUCCCAGAACGUGUCCCAGGCCAUAGGGUUCCUGCUGGGCAUGAUGUCCGUGCCCAUGACAGUGGGGCCUCCCAUUGCAGGGUUCCUGAGGGACAAGCUGAGCUCCUACAAUGUGGCGUUCUACCUGGCAGGUAUCCCACCCAUCAUCGGGGGGGCGGUGCUGUGCCUCAUCCCCUGGGUGGAGGCGAGGAGGAAGAGGAGGGAGCGUGAGGUGCUGCCGGAUGACGCGGUCAAGGUGCUGGACUACAAGAAGAACAACAGCGAGUGUCCCCCAGAGGGCGCUAUAUGCGAAAAGAUGUCAGACCCCGAAUCGGUCAUCUGAUUCCGUUAAACUCACAUGCAUGCACGUACACACACACACACACACACACACACACACACAUAUAUACACACACACACACACAUAUAUGUUUCAAUCUAUUUCAACAAACUGCUGAAUCUGUUUAUGACAUACAGCUAUACGAGUAUACAUAUUUACCUGUGUGUAUGUAUAUAUAUAUGUAGAAAAACAGUAUUUUAUGGCUGCUCUUGCAGGAAACCCUAGGGAAAAACCUGAAGCAACACUGAAUAUCAGUGAAACGCAGUAAUACACAGCUGAUUUAAAACUGAACGUGAUCUAAGAGCUAUGCAUUGCCAAGCUGUUUUUCCCAGAAAUCUUCCAGCUGUAGAAUAGCUCAGAAGUUAAACACAGAAACGAGGAAAAACACUUAUUACAAGGGAAAGCAUGUUUCGCAAAGGCAGUUAUUUUCAGGCACUUACAGGAAUAUGUGUGCUGAUGUCUGAAAUUUUCUGUCCUUGGAGCAGUGGAGAUGUGGAAGUCAUUGGCCAGCACUGGCCCAUGUUGCCACCAGUAAACCUCGUGUUUAGAUGUACCCCCAUCACGAGCAGCUAGGGUUGUCUUCUAUCCGAAACAGAAAUACUUGAUUGCAUAUGAAAAUAACCUCGUAAUUGAAAAAAGUAAUUAAUGUUUUGAAAACAAAACCCAGAGAAAGUGUUUGGUUGACUGUACGUGGUCUUUAUACAGCUGACUGGUAAAGUUUGCAAACCAGACAUUUUCAUUUUGUUUAUUCUUUUUCAGAGACAAACCCUAGGUGCUCUUGAAGGAGUAACUGAACAUUUUUUUGUGGCCAAAGAAGUCAAUAAUAGCUUUUUGAGUGUCUCCAGGCGAAUACAAAACUGGUGUAGACUCUUUAAGGUCCACCAUAAUUUGAAGUAAGCUAUCACCAAAUCUUAAUAGACUCCCAAAAAGAGGGUCAUACUAUGCCUUCCACGCAUCACUGAUAAAAAUGUAAUAUCCAUUCAUAAUAUAAUGAAUUGAGUUGUUAUAGAGCUGAACUCUGCUUGAGGCACUACCUGAAGAAUUCCACAGGCAGUUGGAAUCGACAGAAAUCAGAAGAACACUGCCUCUGCUUCUUAAAAAAAAAAACAACCUCAGUUUUAUUUUUCCAUUUAUGUCAGAUAAAUCUGAGAUAAUUAUUAUUUUUAAUACAGUAGAAUAUAUGGGUUAAUAAGACUUUUGUAAGUAUGCCAAGAUUGUGAAUGUAUGGAGACUGUAUGUGAAAAUGUUUUGAUACGAUGUGAGCUGGGCAUACGAUAUCACUUCAAAGAAGUGCAUCAUAAAGACGGGCGUGGGAGGCGGGGCAUUUUUUAAGUGGUAGUAGAUUUUUUUUUUUUUUUUUAGUUUAAAAGGUGCUGGGUCGCCUCACGGGAGCAGCUUAAAGCACAAUUCCAGUAUCUAAAGUAUCCCACAAACGCAAAGGCGUCAGAGCUGGAGCCGUGUCUGAGUCCUUGCCAGACCUCUCUAGCACCGAUGCUUUUUUUUUUUUAAAUGUUGUUGACCCUCAUGUCGUUUUCUCUGCGUUAGCCAGGGGUCAGCACGUGUGGCUGACCUGACACACAGACUGAAAAUCCUCUUCAGUGUUAAACCAUUAUUACCACGGUAAUCUAUUUACACACAUAUUUUACAAAGUAUUUGAGGUUGAGCUGCAUUUCUGGUUCUCUAUGCAACACGAAUGUGAAUUAGCUCUGGAAUGCUCUAUAACAGAUUUAUUACUUUUUUUGUAAGAAACAGUGAAUGAAUGAAUUGCAUUAAUUUCAGUUGUAAGGUGCAUGUGGUUCUGUACGAUGUAUUUUCUUAAAUUUCACACAUAUCAAAAUGCCAGGAUUGUACUACCAGCACCAUAGUAAACCUUGUGAAGGUUUACCAUCACAGACCUAUUAUUACUUACUCUGCUUUUAACCACAGUUUGAAAGUCACAUUGAUAAAACAUCAAAAACAUUGGUUAAGCAUUGACUGUGUGUUCAAAUAUAUACAAUAGAAAUGAGCUAAUAUUAGCUUAUAUUAUUUAUAAUUUCAUUUCCUUUUAGUUCUGUUUUGGAUUAAGAAGUCACAUUUUCAACAAAUAUUGCAUUUAUUAAACUCAUUGCCAUAUUGGUUGACCUGCAGUAUAUAUUUGAGGUACUGUUGUCCUGAUGGUCAAGCAUGUUAUAUUUUGCCUUUUUAGAUUCUAUGGGUUUCCUUGAAGUGCAAAAAAAGCUGAAUGUCAAAGAAAGACAGUUUAAAUUAGCCAAAGUACAGUGUUUUGGAAGCGUCAGUACACUUACUUCUUUCACACCCUCUUGGGGUAGAGCAUGAAAAUCUUAAGGGUUUUCAGGUUUAUAAAUGAAACACUCACCUUCAUUUAUUCAGCUGUUGUCAUAAUUUAGGGCUGUCCAGGAAAACUUGGUAACUCCACCCCACUUUGACAUCCAUGUGUAGGACAAUUAUCUUGAGAUCACUUUCAUUCCAGUUGAACAGAACUGGAAGUGCUAAGACCACCCCCCAGCCUUCCCCAGAUGUGUCAGCUGUGUGUGGGUUACCAGGUUUUUCCAGGACACCCCUUGCAAUACAAUCUACCUCAAAUGACAUGCAAAUUCCUGCAAUUCUGUCAUGAAGCUAGAAGGGAAUCAAUUGCAGAACAAAUCCAUGGCAUUCAUUGAGGUCUGACAAAAACAUGCUAGCGCAGCACCGCCACUAGGGAAGUUUCACAGGAAACACUUACCCCCCCCCCCCCCCCCUCUUUU